Molecule: messenger RNA, 2414 nt
Organism: Asparagus officinalis (garden asparagus)
Lineage: Eukaryota; Viridiplantae; Streptophyta; Magnoliopsida; Asparagales; Asparagaceae
Exons: 7
Coding region: 1390-2283 (297 amino acids)
Source: RefSeq, a predicted model, not a curated record
UUCUCAAACUGAAAUCAACCCUAUUCUCUCUUUCUCCACUCCCUACCGCCGCCUCCUCUCUCUGACUCUCUCUCAAACUGUCAAGAUAUCCGAUCUCCUCUCCUCUCUCAAACAUCAAGACCUCCAGUCCAGCUUCCCAUCGCCACGACUCCUGACCUCCGCUCCCACCGCCAGCCUGAGCCACCUCCGCUCCCACGGUCCCACCGCCAGCCGUGAGCCGCCUCCGCUGAUUUUGGUCCAAAGGUAUUUGUGGGCAUAGAAGUGAUUUUUAACAAUCAAAUCUAUUUAUUAGUCAUGGGAUCUCUGGGUGGCUAAUACCUGGCAAAAUCUUCCCUCGACAUUUGACCGGCACGUGAUCUGAGUAUCAAUUUAUAGGUCAACAUGCUAUUUACACUUGCACAUUCUCCAUUGCAUAAGAAUUUGAUGUUCGUUUAACUAUAUUUGGUGUUUUGGGUGUUCUGAUAUUUAAUUUAAGCAGAAUGUGGGUAAUAAUUGACAAAAUUGAUUGUGGUCGAGUGUGUUUGGGGUUUUAAUAUGAAAUGCUAUAUGUGUUAUUAACUAUUCUGUUCAACAUCUCUGAUUUGUAGAGAUUAAUUGUUAGGAUUAAGAAGGAAAUUUCUCUAUAAAAUAUUAAAGACUGGGUAUCGGUUAGUGGGCAGUUCUAAGCCUUACACUAGAUGGUUUCUACGCAGGAAUAACUGCUCCAUUUAAACGUUGCAACUAGAUAAUUUGUAAAGAUACAUACAUCACCUUAAUCUCGAAAUUUUGGUUUUUUUGUUUGUUUUGAAAAAAUUAAAAGCUUUAGAUGAUAUUGAAUUGAAAGAAUAUUGUCUUAAUCUCAAAAAUGCACUAAAACAUGAUGAACAUUUAGAUAUUAAUGGACUUGAUUUGUUUUCAGAAUUGAGAGUGCUAAGGAAAUUUUAAAAGUAGAGAUUAAUAGUCCAAUUGAAGUGUUGCACUAUAUAAAACGGUUAGAUUCUUUUCCAAAUACUUGUAUUGUUUAUCGUGUAUUAUUGACUAUACCCGUAACAGUUGCUUCCGUUGAAAGAAGUUUUUCAAAAUUAAAAUUACUAAAAUCUUAUUUAAGAUCGACCAUGUUACAAGAUAGGUUGAAUGGUUUAGCAAUAUUAUCUAUCGAAAGUAAUAUGUUAGAAAAUAUUGAAUAUAAAACUUUAAUUAGUAAUUUUGCAGCUCAAAAGGUAAGAAGAAUGAGAUAAAAUAUAUUAUGAGUUGUAUCACUUAGGUCUCAUCUAAUAUUUCGCCUUGGGCCCCAAAAUUCCUAGGUACGGCCCUAUCUAUCCUUUUCAAUUAAAGAUUGGAAAUUAUGCACUGACCAUAUAAAUAUCCGUCCUUUGCUUUGUCAUCACCUUGACCAGGGCAAGCAACGAAAUGGCGUCCGCAAAGUUUCACAGUUUUAGGUUUAUUUUCCUUUGCUUUGUCCUUUGUCACAAUGCAGUGAAUGGUACAGCGAGAAAAGGAUUCACUCUGAAUGAAGCAUUUCUCAAAAAGGAUUCAGGAGAAGAAGUCGGUGUACAAGAAGGCAACCCGGAUAAAGUUUUGCUAUACCGAAGUAGAGAAGGACAAUGGGGAACCCAAGCUGAACUCGUAGUUUAUGGGUUACAAAACGUUGAACUAGGCCAAUACACUACGGCGUAUAUCAGUGUCGUUAGUGGGUUGGAUGGUUCACAGCAAGAUCUCAAUGUAAUAGUAGCCGGAUGGCAUGUACAUCCGAAGUUAUAUGGCGAUACAGAUACUCACUUUUUUACUUAUUGGACGGCCGAUGGUAACAUGACUACAGGCUGCUUGAACCUUUUAUGCAAGGGUUUUGUGCCCUCUAAUACUUUUGAAGUUCCGGGAUUCAAGAUUUGGCCACUUUCCGUUUAUAACGGAACACAAUAUGUUAUUAGAGUCAAAUUACACAAGGAUGAGGCUAGCGAAAAUUGGAUGUUGCACGUUCAAGAUAAAUUAUUAGGAUACUGGCCGAAAACAUUAUUCAAGAGUUUAUCUGUGGGUGCUCAAGAAAUCAGUUGGGGUGGAAAUGUUAACUUCGAAAACAAUCAGGGAAGCCCUCCGAUGGGAAGUGGCCGUUUUCCUGAGGAAGGUGGGGGAAAAGCAGCAGCAAUCCAGGAAAUCCAGUUUGUUAAUCAACGUGGAGAACCUUAUGAUUUGACUCCGGAUCAAGCGUAUUCUUAUGUUGACAACGAACCUUGCAUCAAGUUAGGAGAAUUAUUUCAUACAAAUAUCGGAUUUAUGUUCUAUUUUGGAGGUCCUGGUGGUUGUUAAUCUUAAAAGUUGAAUUGUAAUAUGUUCCUUUGCACCAAAAUGUAAGCAUUGGAGAGUCCUCAUUGCUAACAAAUAAAAAUCGAGAGAAUCUAAUUAUGAUCAUGAAAAUAUAUAUAUUGGAACUAAAUGAA